GAAGUUUCUCUUCAUCAAUCAAAUUUCUCCCGUCAAUAUCUGAUUUCAAAGCAUACCUGAAUUCCAAGGUUAGAUGUCCAAUCAUCUGCUUUGCGAGAGAAAUAUAAGUGCGCUCGCCUCCUAACUUCAAACUCAGAACUAAACCAAUCAGUUUUAUUUCAUUGACGUGCUACAUUCCCAAGAUCUACUACUUUCUAUCAUACAAACCCGUUAUUCUUAAAAACGUUCCCGUGAUGUCUGGACAUAAAGUUGGUGUUUUCCCUGCCUCGGGAGGCAUUGGAGGCAGCACAGUCAAGCAUCUGCUUCCCCGCCUUCCAGCACAAGAUCUAGUUUUCAUUGCGCGGAAUCCCGCAAAAUUAGAGUCUGCCAAGUCUGCCGGUGCGGAUGUUCGUCAGGCAGACUAUGACGAUGAUAACUCCUUGCAAAAUGCAUUCCAAGGAAUCGACACCCUCUUUCUAAUUUCAUACGCAUCGGUAGGAUAUGAACACCGAGUAGAGCGUCACCAAACCGCCAUCAACCAUGCUCUCCGCAGCGGCGUCAAGUACAUCUUCUACGGCUCCCUAGGAUUUGCCGGAAAAGAAACCAGCAAAGAGUCCGUUGCCCACGUCAUGCAGGCUCACUUAGACACCGAGAAAUACCUCGAAGAUUGCACGCGCACCCAUCCCGGAUUCGCAUACACAGUUGUGCGCGAGGGACUCUAUUCUGAGUCCUAUCCUCUCUAUACUGCAUUUUUCGACCCCAAGAAUCCCGUUGACGAGAUUCGCAUUCCGCAUGACGGAUCCGCACCGGGAAUCGCAUGGGUCAAGCGCGAGGAGCUCGGAGAAGGCACUGCAGAACUUAUGGCCCGCUUUGUGAAGAAUCCCACGGGAUUUCAGUACCGUUUCCAAACGGUUCUUCUUUCGGGGGCAAAAGUCCUCACGUUGCAGGAGACGGUGCAAAUUCUCGGAAAGCUUGCAAAGAAAGAAGUGCGAAUUCGGCAGGUGUCGGAGGAAGAAUUUGCGAAGCAGCCGCAGGUCUCGCCCAAUUUUUUCUAUCAUGGGUUUGAUCACUCCAUGGUUUGGACCACGACGUUUGAAGCGUACCGCAGAGGCGAAGCGGCGUAUGUUUCGCCUUUGUUGGGAGAAUUGUUGGGACGGGAGCCGGAAGAUUUCGAGACCACGAUUGCGUCGUCGUUGUAGAGCGUGAUGAAUUUACUAGAGUUUAUAGAACAGGUUGGAUGGGGAUUUAGAUUUCUAUUCUAAUAUAUGAUUAUCUUAUUAAAUUCGAAAUACAAUAUAUUUUAAUCAUAGAGCAAAUGUAUUUUGUAUUGUAUUUCA
Botrytis cinerea B05.10 is the source of this 1316-nucleotide messenger RNA. RefSeq lists its product as hypothetical. NCBI's taxonomy places the organism in Eukaryota, Fungi, Ascomycota, Leotiomycetes, Helotiales, Sclerotiniaceae. The record is from RefSeq and is a predicted model, not a curated record. The coding region runs from base 234 to 1178 and encodes 314 amino acids. The transcript has 2 exons.